UUCCCCAGGCUCAACUGGGCAUCUUUGACUUCCUGGCACUAACCUAGUCCGCUUACCUGACACAAGCAGCCAGGCCUACCCCUCUCCAUCCUCCGAGGCCGGGUAAACAGGAGGGCAGAGCUUUCAGAGAUACUAUUCAGAUGUGAAGUCAACUAGCUUGUUUAGGCAUGAGUUUCUCUGGAGGUAAGAGAUGGUGUGAGGGGGCGUCGGUCAGUUUCCUCCAUCCCUUCCCUCCCGCCCCACAAAGGCCAAGGGCCAGACACGUGGGCUGCUGUGGAGAGGCGGAGUUUACACUAAGGCGGAGGUGCAAAUGGACGGGGGCGGGGUCUUAUUUGCAUGGACGGCGCGCGGCCACCAAUCCGGACAGGCGGAGCGACAGCCCGCGCGCCUUUUGGGGGCGGACUGACAGCCCCAGGGCCCUAUGGAAGGCGGGUCCUGCGGCCGGCGGGGGCGGGACCGUGCCGGGCGCUGCCCGGGGGAUUCGGGCCGGUUCGCGGGCGCUGCCAGUCUCGGGCGGCGGCGUCCAGCGCGCGGACGGCCUGCUGGGCGGGCUGGGGGCCGAGCAGCGCGCGGGUGAGGCAGAGAGAGACCGGGCCGAGGAGCAACCACUGCGACAGGUCCCGGCUCCGGCUCCCGUCGGCGGUCCCCGACUCGCCCGAGGCCCGGCGCCUCUGACCGCGACCGCCCGGAGCAGGCUGCGGGACCCGCCGAGAGCCGGGCGGCGCGUGAGCAGCAGCCGCCGCAGGCGGGAGAGAAACUUCACCUUUUGGGGCCCGGGCGGCGGGCGAAGUCGAGCCGGGGUGAGCGGUGCGCCGGGACGCCGCGGGCGCGAUGGAGCCGCGCACACCUGGCGGGGCCCGUGGCGGGCGAGGAUAACGGAGUGUCCCGCGGCUGCGCUCCUCGCUUUCGGUUUGCGCUCCCCGGGCGGUGGGUGUGAAUGCGUGUUCUCCGCCUUCACCUGCCGCCAUGGGACAAGUGGCUGGGAUACAGCAUCCCGGUGCUCGGCUGCUCUUGGAGGGUGCCAGUGCAGCGCCGUUCUAACAGAGAAGUUGCAAGCCUAAUACAAGGAACAUCGAGAUUCACCAGUUGUUGGUGUAUGCGCUUGAUCAAACUUACUGAGCUGACUACUUAAGAUCUGGACACUUUACGAUUUUUGUCUCCAUCUUCAGAAACCCCAGUCUGGAUCCUAAAUCGCUAGAGCCUUAAAGUAGAAAGAGCCAGGGAGACAGAGAGGAAGGGAGGGAAAUAACCUCUAGUCCAGCCAUCUUGCCUUUCAGAUGAGGACACUAAGGUCCAGAGGAAGUAAAAUCACAUGUUCAAGAUCCACAGCUAAUUACUGAGCAGGCCUGUACCUUUUAGAGCUAAACUAGGGCUGGUUUUUUUUUUUUACUGUCAUGCCUAGUGUGAUUCUCAGCCAUGUGGGUGGAAAUUAUAGUAGUACUCCUGAUAAUUUUUCUACUAAUUGCUAUUAAAAACCAAGAUAAAAAAUAAUUUUACC
This is a messenger RNA of Lutra lutra (Eurasian river otter), 1498 nucleotides long. RefSeq lists its product as uncharacterized. Lineage: Eukaryota; Metazoa; Chordata; Mammalia; Carnivora; Mustelidae. The coding region runs from base 168 to 1061 and encodes 297 amino acids. The transcript is spliced from 4 exons. The record is from RefSeq and is a predicted model, not a curated record.